Molecule: messenger RNA, 318 nt
Organism: Brenthis ino (lesser marbled fritillary)
Lineage: Eukaryota; Metazoa; Arthropoda; Insecta; Lepidoptera; Nymphalidae
Source: the annotation of a GenBank genome assembly
AUGGUCGAAGGCACGCACUCGAUAAAUAAAAACACGACUACGACUCGUCCCGUCCUACACUACGUUCGCGGCCCGCGCCAGUGCAGUUUACGUCACCGCAUCCCGCUCCCGACUGGCUGUACGCGACGCGAGCGAACGACGACCUCGCGCUGCAGCGUGCACCACCCCGCGCCGCGCGCCCCCCGCGCCCUGCAGAGCCCCCCGCGCGGGCCCUACCGCUCACGUGCCCCGCGCUCGUCCUACGGCCCGCGUCCGGUGAAUCACGAACACACUAUCGAGUAUCGCGCCCCGGCCGAUAUCUAUACGACAUCCUUUCUG